Molecule: messenger RNA, 3546 nt
Organism: Vigna angularis (adzuki bean)
Lineage: Eukaryota; Viridiplantae; Streptophyta; Magnoliopsida; Fabales; Fabaceae
Product: disease resistance protein RPM1-like
Biological process (GO): defense response to other organism
Molecular function (GO): protein binding; ADP binding
Source: RefSeq, a predicted model, not a curated record
CAAAGCAAGAGAGGGAGAGCUUAACUAAAAUGGCAGAAUUUGGAUUGUCUAUUGCGAUUAAUAAUUUGAUUUCAAAAUGUUUCAAAGCUUUAAAGAUGCUGAUAGAUCUCCCACAAGAAGUUGCAGAAGUUAGAGAUGAACUAGAAAGCUUUCAAUAUUUCAUCCAUGAAGAAGACAAAGUGGCUGAAGCUGAAGAAGAUAAAGUGGCAGAAGCUGAAGAAGAUAACAAAAGGAGUCAUGGAAUAAGAAAAAGAUUGAUGAAGCUGAGAAAAGCAGCUUAUCGCAUGGAAGAUGUAAUCGAUGACUAUGAGAUAUUUAAGGAAAAUCAACCUGAAGAAGAUCCUCGGUGUGCAGCUUUACUCCGUGAGACUGUUAAAAUCAUCAAAACUCAAAUCCUUCUCAUUCCAAUAGUGUUUCGGAUUCAGGAUGUUAAGAAACUUAUUCGUGAGGAAAGAGAUGGCUUCGAAAAAAGUUUUCCUAGAGGAUCAACAUCAGACGGUUCAAGAGGAAAUGAAAAUUCCACAUGGCUUAAACUUCGAAUGGAUCCUUUCUUUAUGAAGGAAGACGAGGUUGUUGGCUUUGAAGAACCUAUACAAAGAUUGACAAAGUGGUUGACAGAGGGAGGAAAGGAACGCACUGUCAUCUCUAUUGUAGGAAUGGCAGGAUUGGGAAAAACCACUCUUUCUAAGCAAGUUUUUGACAGGGUCAAAGACUUUGACUGCCAUGCGUUGAUCACAGUGUCUCGAUCCUACACUGUUGAACGGCUGCUGAGGGAUUUGAUGAAGGAGCUUUGCAACGACAGAGCGGAGAAACCUCCUCCGGAUCUUGCAACUAUGAAUCGAAUGUCGUUGAUAAAAGAAGUCAUAAACCGCUUAAGGAAUAAGAGGUAUGUUGUCUUGUUUGAUGACGUAUGGAAAGAAAAAUUUUGGGAUGACAUUGAAUCUGCUUUAAUUGAUGAUAAAAAUAAAAGUAGAAUAUUAAUCACUACCCGUGAUGAGAAGGUUGUGGAGUUCUGUAAGAAAGCUUUAUCUUUUAAGGUGCAUAAGUUACAACCUUUAAGUGAUGCAAAAUCAUUGGAGUUGUUAUUUAAGAAGGCGUUUGGGUAUGGUUUUGAUGAACGUAGUCCAAAAGAUUAUGAAAAAGUAGGUCUGGAUAUUGUUAGGAAGUGCGGAUAUUUACCUCUAGCAAUUGUAGCUAUUGGUAGUCUUUUGUAUAGAAAAUAUGAAACUCCUCCUGAAUGGGUCCUGUUUUAAUAAAAUCUAAGUUUUGAGAUGGAGAGGAAUUCGGAGUUACACAGUGUAAAAAAAAUUUUAAGUUUGAGUUACGAUGGUUUGCCACGGAAUCUCAGGUCAUGUUUGUUGUAUUUCGGAAUGUAUCCUGAAGAUUACGAAGUUAAAUGUGGUACAUUAAUUCAGCUGUGGAUAGCUGAAGGGUUUGUAAAACAAGAAAGUGGAAGAAGUUUAGAAGAAGUUGCACGACAACAUUUAAUGGAGUUGAUUAGUAGAAGCUUGGUACAAGUAGCAUCAUUUACCACAGAUGGCAAAGCUAAAGCAUGUCGUGUUCAUGACUUAAUACAUGAAAUGAUCCGUGAAAAAAUUAAGAAUACGGGCUUUUGUCACUAUAGUGAUGGGCAUAAUCAUUCGGGGUCAAGUGAUAUCAUUCGACGCUUAACAAUAGGAAGAAGUUCCAAUUGUUUAAGUGGAUCUAUGGAAGAAUCGCAAAAUGUUCGGUCAAUUCUAAUUUUUAAAAAAGAAGCGUCAUCGGAAGACUUCACCAGGCCCUUGCUUGCAAAAUACAUGCGGUUGAAGGUGCUCGAUUUUGCAAAUGCUCCAUUAGAGGAUAUUCCUGAAAAUUUGGGGAGUUUAAUCCACUUAAAGUAUCUAAGCUUCCGGGGUACAUCCAUAACAAGCCUUCCAAAAUCCAUUAGUGAGCUCCAGAACUUGGAGACCCUAGAUGUACGAGCAGAUGGGGAGAUUAAGGUACCAGAGGAGAUUACCAAGCUGAAAAAGCUACGUUAUCUAUUGGGUAAGCCAAUAUCUUCCAUUGAAGUGAAGGAUAGUCUUGGGAGCAUGACAUCCCUGGAAAAGAUGCAUGUAUUGAAAAUAGAUCCAGAUGGAGACGUUAUUAGGGAGCUUGGAAAGCUAACGCAAUUAAGGGAUCUGAGGCUGAUUAGUCUUCCGGGAGAUCAUGCGGAUACUCUUUGUUCCUCAAUAAACACGAUGCCACUCUUGGAGCGACUGCAUAUCUCCAUAAUAGAUUUGACUCAAGUUGACUUGCACAUUCCGUCAUCCUUGUCUAAACUAAGGAAGCUUCUCCUAUCGGGCAACUUAAAAGAACUCCCAGAUUUGAGUUCGUUCCAAAAUCUUGUGAAAUUGUCUUUGGCUUCUUCCCGCUUAACUAAAAAUCCAUUGAUACCUUUGGGACAAAUGCCAAAUUUGUUAACCCUCUUUUUCGGCUCCAGUUCUUAUGAAGGAGAAACUUUACAUUUUAAAAAUGGAGGAUUUCUAAAACUAAAGGAACUACAGUUUGAUAGUUUGUUGUAUUUGAGGUUCAUCUCUAUUGAUAGCGGGGCACUGCAAGCUUUGGAAAAGCUUAAGAUAUUAAAUAUUUUUCCACUGAAGGCAGUACCCGGCAUUCAACACUUAAAGAAACUCCAAUUUCUCGAAAUCAUCCAUGUGUCGGCUGAAUUUCACCGAAAGAUUGACCCCAAUGAAGGAGAAGAGUAUUUCAUGAUCAAACAUGUGCCCCAUUUACGUAUUCUCCCAUUUCCUGAGAAAUGGCAACAUAUUCAGAGUUUAACAGCAGCCUUAAUAACAUUUUACCAGCGACAAGAUUCUUUCAUCAAUACCAGGAAUCUUCCGACAAGAGCAACAACUACAGCGAGUACUUCAUCAAGUCAGGAGUCUAACAUUUAGUGGAGAUGUUGACUUGAGGAACCGAACAAUUGGUGUCGUCUAUGUGUACUCGAGGAACCCAACAUUGUUGAUAAGUAAGCAUUUAAAUUUGUAGUUUUGUAAAUACGGAUGCAAGUGAUGUUGCAUAUUUAAGGCUGGUCUUUGGACAUGCAUGAAGAAGUUUGUCUCUUCCGUAUUUUGGUAUUUUGAUGGAAAUGUAGUGUGCAUACCAUUGUGAAGUGAUGCACAUGGAUGCUGGUAAAAGUGAUUGCUGGAGUUGAAUUGGUUGGAGUACUGUUUUCAACCCAUUUUGUUUGAUCAUCUUAGAUAUGUUGUGGAGUGUUAAAGUUUCAAAAAGGGUCGCUUUAUGUUUGUAAAUGAGUGAUCAGUACACAAUUUUCAGAAAUUUUCAUGACGACUAUGUUGGAACAAUUUUCACACCCUUCAAUGUUCAUUCUUGGCAUUUCCAUUGAGCAUGUUUGUAUUGUGGAUUGAUCAUUAGUUCUUCUUAAAAUAUAGUGUGUGAAGACCAUAAAAAUGAUGUGCACGACAUUUUGUGUGAAAAUAUUAAUGCGUGUCAUUUAAGUAAAAUUCUGGAAAACUGUUAAUGUCCUUUGAAAUUCUGGGUGAUGGGUUAACAUAUAUGGUUUUU